Molecule: messenger RNA, 2142 nt
Organism: Candoia aspera
Lineage: Eukaryota; Metazoa; Chordata; Lepidosauria; Squamata; Candoiidae
Gene: BCO2
Product: beta-carotene oxygenase 2
Exons: 12
Coding region: 66-1811 (581 amino acids)
Biological process (GO): retinal metabolic process; carotene catabolic process
Cellular component (GO): mitochondrion
Molecular function (GO): beta-carotene 15,15'-dioxygenase activity; carotenoid dioxygenase activity
Source: RefSeq, a predicted model, not a curated record
UGUGCCUCUUUGACACCACAGUCUCUGGCUAUUUGGGAUUUGCCAUUUUCUCCGAGCUCAGCAUUAUGGAAAUGCUUUCCCACAUCCUUUCUUUCCCUGGCUUCCUACUUCAGAACGUGACUCUUGCCCUUUUGUCCUUGCUCCAGCGUAUCCCAGUUAUAAGGAAUCUGGUAUCCCACCGGAAACCUCCAGUUGCUUUCAGCCACCGGAAGGGCUUAGAAUGCCUCUCGCCGUUAUUCUCCACCGUAGAAGAAACACCUGAAGUGAUCCCAACAAAAAUUGAAGGGCAGAUUCCCAGAUGGCUGAAAGGAAAGCUACUGAGGAACGGGCCAGGGAAAUUCGAGUUCGGGUCAGAUAAGUAUAACCACUGGUUCGAUGGCAUGGCGCUGCUGCAUCAGUUUGAAAUUGAGGAUGGGGUGGUGAAGUAUAGCAGCAAGUUUCUCAGGAGCAAUUCUUACCUGACCAACAGCAAGGACAAUCGGAUCAUGGUCUCUGAAUUUGGCACCUUGGCCUUGCCAGAUCCUUGCAAGACCAUUUUUGAGCGCUUCAGGUCAAGGUUUGAAUGGUCAGAAGAGACAGACAACUGCUCUGUGAAUUAUGUGGUCUUCAAAGGUGACUAUUUUGUCAGCACAGAGACCAGUCUAAUGCACAAGGUGGAUCUGGACACGCUUGAAACGAAGGAGAAGGUGAAUUGGAGAAAACACGUCGCAGUGAAUGGAGCCACAGCCCACCCACACUAUGACCCGGAUGGAACGGUGUACAACAUGGGCAACUCUUACGGCAAGCACGGCUCCAACUAUAACAUCAUCCGUGUUCCUCCCCAGAAGUCUCACCCUGAUGACUCCAGCCUGCAAGGGGCAGAAGUGCUGUGCACCAUUGAGCCAGAGAACAGAAUGAAGCCAUCCUAUUAUCACAGCUUUGGAAUGAGUGAAAACUAUGUGAUUUUUAUUGAGCAGCCCUUCAAAAUAAACCUGUGGAAGAUUAUUACAGCCAAGUGUUUUGGGAGAUCCUUUCUGGAGGGAAUGGGUUGGGAGCCUCAGCAAAACACCCGCUUUCAUGUCGUGAACAAGCACACGGGGCAGGCCUUGCCUUUGCUGUAUCAUAGCAAGCCCUUCUGCUUUUUCCAUCAAAUCAAUGCCUUUGAGGAUCAGGGAUGCAUUGUCCUGGAUCUCUGCUGUUACGACGAUGGCAGCGUUUUUGACAUUUACCGCCUGCAGAACCUCCACAAGGCAGGGGAAGCCCUUGAUCAGACCUACAACUUACUCCCGAAGUCGUUUCCACGGCGCUUUGUUCUCCCCAUCAGGGUGAGCCCCAAGACGUCUGUGGGGAAGAAUGUUAGCCCUUUGUCCUACUCAUCGGCAGGAGCUGUGAAAGAGGCUGAUGGGAAGAUCUGGUGCACCCCUGAAAGUCUACACAACGAGGACCUCCAAGGAGCAGGAGGCCUGGAGUUCCCCCAGAUCAACUAUGCACAUUACUGUGGGAAAAAGUACCGUUAUUUCUAUGGCUGUGGCUUUGGGCAUAUCGUUGGAGAUGCCUUGGUCAAGAUGGAUACAGCAACCAAGGAGAUGAAGAUUUGGCAAGAGAAAGGAAUGUAUCCUUCUGAGCCAGUGUUCGUGCCAGAACCUCACUCUGCAGCAGAAGACAGUGGAGUGAUACUUUCGGUGGUGCUCACACCCAAGCAGAAUCAAGGUAGCUUCCUGCUUAUUCUGGAUGCCAAGAAUUUCAGCGAACUGGGCCGCACCGAGAUCCCUGUCCAGAUCCCCUAUGGCUUCCACGGCAGCUUUGUCCCCAGCAGAAAUUCCACCGGCUAAUCUCCUUUUUCUGCUGAGAAGGGAGAGAUUCGGGGUCUGCUCCACGAUGCUGUGUGCCCAAAAUGCGGCAGCUCCGGGCAAAUCUCUUAAUCUAGGUGCGCAUUGAUUUAUCAGGCUACCCAAUGAGGUUCUGCUCUGAUUCACAGAGCAGUGGCCACUUUAGCUAAUCUAAGGCAGGUUUUCUAAUCUAAAGCAAGACGUUCGUGAUUAUGAUGCACACUGGUAGCUGGGGACUAGAUAAAUUUUGCUUACAUACACAAGCUUUUUUAAUUAAAAAAAAAGAGGUUUUGCUAAAUGUGGUAUAUAAUAAAGUCUUUGCCCAUGUCCUUAA